UUCACAGCCGUGUCAACACCUGCAGUUCAAAUCCUGUUCUUUGGGGACGACUGUCGCUGUGUCUGACCCUGCAGAGUUGUUUUUCACAAUGGCCGUCUACUCCUCCAUGUCGGUUGUGGUCUUUGGUCUUGUCUUGGCGACUCUGACUUCAGCUGAAACGUAUUCCCCUCCUCAACCACCACCUCCACCACCUUACCAGUCAGGUGUAGGUCCACAGAAAGUAUCGUCAGGCUCAUACCUGCCCCCUGCGGCGUCGUACUCCAAGAGCCAGUCAUACCCAGGCGGCGAUCCCUAUGAGUAUCAAAAUGGAGGGUACAAACAGCCGAACGGACCAUUGCCCACUUUCUUCAAGUCACCAUACAACCGUUUGUCUGUUAAUCCUGAUGUUGACGAAUUGGACAGACUGUUUGCCUUGAUUGACACUCUAAUUGAGAUAGUAGACUUCGCUGCCGAAAGCUUGGCGAACAUAGACUCCCAGCAAAGUGUCCUGAAGAAGCAGGUGACCCAGCUGACUGUCCUGGACCUGCCGGCCUUGGAGGAGCAGAACAGUGUCGAGGACAAGCAGCUAAGCGAACUGGAGCGGAGGGUGGGUGACCUUGAGGACCUUAUUGGUGACCUGAAGGCGAAUCUGGAGGAUCUGGAGUACCUGAACGCUGAGAACGCCAAGGACAUCAAGGACCUGGAGAUCGCUCUGGCCAACGAGCAGUACAUCGACUCCACUCAAGUGCGCGACAUCGCCUCGCUCCUGGCGGCCGUUCAGAACCUCAAGACCAAACUGAUCAGUAUUACCAAAAGCAGGUUCGCGUUCCUGGACAACGAUAUCCAAAAAGUGGUCGGACUAUUCAAUUCCACACGUGACCUGGAAACAUCCAGAAUGUGCGAGACUGGCGUCACCACACUGACUGCAGAUGACCGUCGUAACACUGUUGUGUUUAACACAGACUUCGGCGGGCAAGUUCCUCAGAUAGACUAUGGCAUUGUUGGUAUUAAGAACAAAUUCGUAGGUGAGCAGUCUUUCAAAUAUCCUCCGUCCGGCAAGCCAUAUGAUCCCAAGUAUCCCCCCUACGGGUCCUCACCUUACAACGAUCGUGAACCUGGAAGUCUGGGAGACCUUGUUGCCGCCUUGCCCACACCAGAGUCCAUCACCUUGCAGUUGGUGGACGGGGCGUUCAAUAACGCGAAGACUGUGUCGGUGGACGUGGCUUGGCAGGUGUGCUCCGUUGGUCCCGGCACCCGCCUCGCUAAAUACUGACCUCAUCACCUUCCGACUGAUUACCUUUGACCACCCUGGGAUGACACGGAUGCCAAUAUAUUCGCAGAUUCCAUGAUGCUGCUUUCUGGGAAGUUUUGUACCUGUGCUCAUGUUUCAACGUCAGUCCGAUGUAUGUACUAUGAAUGACGGGAUAUUAUUGUAAACAGAGAAUCAACGACGAAAACGAAGAACACUUUGCUAGAUAAUCAAUCAGCAUCCCGUCUAGGAGUAUUAAUCAGAAGAUAAGGAUGUUAGCAAUGGAAGCAAUGAGACAAUUCAAAUGUCUAUGACACAGUGAAAGCCAUGAGAGGCAUCUGAAGAUUACUCUGACUGGUUUUGCUGUGUAACAUCUAUAAUCUUCUGUAACACAAACUUACAGAUGUAGCGCAGCAGAAAAAAUGUAAUGUCUUUUUUCUUGAAUGGAGUCAAAUAAAUAUAAAACAAUUGCCAUAAAA
Messenger RNA from Pomacea canaliculata, 1707 nucleotides. RefSeq lists its product as uncharacterized. Bases 89 to 1252 code for a protein of 387 amino acids. Lineage: Eukaryota; Metazoa; Mollusca; Gastropoda; Architaenioglossa; Ampullariidae. The transcript is spliced from 6 exons. The record is from RefSeq and is a predicted model, not a curated record.